CGAGGCCGUGCGGGCUGCGCCCGGCUCGGCUCGGCUCGGCUCGGCUCGGUCCGCUCGGCUCCCGAGCGCCGGCGGCUGGGGUCACCGCACGCCGCGUCGUCCCCGAUGCUCCGCGGUCCGCUCCUUCACACGAUCCGGCGAGCUGGCAUGAGGAGCCGCGAAAACUGACGAGUCCAAGGAAAGAGUCAAUGGCGACGCCCCCCGUCCCUGGUUCAGGGAUGCCUGGAGCAUUUUCUGCAACUCAGAGCCAGGCAGGACGUGAGGUUAAUACAGCUUCUCUCUGUCGAAUCGGCCAAGAGACGGUACAAGACAUUGUUUCGAGAACGAUGGAAAUCUUCCAGCUUCUUCGAAAUAUGCAGUUGCCCAAUGGUGUGUCGUAUCACACAGCCACACAUCAGGACAGGCAGGGGAAACUGCAGGAACACCUCCGCCAGUUGUCUGUCCUCUUCCGGAAGCUGAGACUGGUCUAUGACAAAUGCAGCGAAAACUGUGCCGGCCUAGAUCCUGUCCCGAUGGAGCAAUUGAUUCCCUAUGUGGAGGAUGAAAGUACGAAACAUGAGGAUCACAGCUUAGCAAAUCAACUUCGCUUAGCAAGUGAAGAGAGGCGAGAAAUUGUCGAGGUAAAUAAGAAGCUUAAACUGAAAAACCAGCAGCUGAAGCAAAUCAUGGAUCAACUACGCAACCUGAUUUGGGACGUUAAUGCGAUGCUGGUGAUGAGAAACUGAGUGAGGCUGUUAAGCCCGUCGGUGUUUUGAAUGUACGUGCGUUGAUGGUGUUAGUGCAGCACCUGAUAACCAAGGGUGCUGCCUGAAGCCCGUUUGAAACAUGAAUGCAAAUGCUCAGUCCCUUAGGAUGGGGUGCACAGCGAAACUUGCCCGAUCUGAAUUGUCACUUUGUGAGCAGUAUGUUAAUUUGAGGGGCAUAUUUAAUGUACUUGUGUAGCAGUUGCCCAGUUGACAUGGUAAAGAUGAUAAGGCAUAGAAGCAGAAUUAGGCCAUUCAGCCCAUUGAGUCUAUCAUGGUUGAUUUAUUAUCCCUCUUAACCCCCACUCUCCUGCCUUCUCCCUGUAACCUUUGGCACUCUUACUAAACUAAAGGGUAGAAACACUAAUCCUGAAGGGAAGCAGGCCCUCUGUAUAAAAGGAGAAUUUAAGGUAUGUGGCAGCUCGUUCAGACUCGCAUUCCUGUACUGAGAUGCUGACAGCGAGAGGAUUAGUGUGUUUACCUUUCUGUCUUUUAUCAGGUUGUGUUUAUUGUUCUUUUGAGAAUCUGUGCUACAUUUGCGAUUGAGCAUUUUGUUUCUUGAUGCCCUGGUGUUAGAAUCUGUGAUGUUUACUGUGGCCGUCUUUGAAAUUCCACAAACUCAAAAUGAUUUUAGACAUUAAACAUACCCAAUCAACUAUAGACUUCCAGUGCAUCAGUCCAGAUCUGUAAAACACUAUUUUAGUCCACAAAUUCUGCAUAUAAAUUCCUUUCCAGUUAAUUAGACCAUAAGAUAUAGUCGCAGAAUCAGGCCAUUUAGCCCAUUGAGUCUGGUCCGCCAUUCCGUCAUGGCUGAUUUAUUAUCUCUCUCAUCCCCAUUCUCCUGCCUUCUCCCCAUAUCCUUUGACGUCCUCACUAAUGGAAAACCUAUCAAUCUCUACUUUAAAUACACCCAAUGACUUGGCCUCCACAGCUAUCUACGGCAAUGAGUAACACAGAUUCAAUACCCUCUAGCUAAAGAAUUCCUACUUGUUGUUUAGAAAGCCUAACGUUUCGGGGAACUUUUCUGGAAAGUUUUUUGGAGCUGGUAAGCUCCAAAGCAUUAUUUUGAUAAUUCAAUAUUUUACAGUUAAUUUGUUUCAGGGUGCUGUAAAAAUAUUUUAGAUAAUUUAAGACCUGUUUUAUAAAAUAAUUUUUUUUGGAUAAAUAAAAAGUGAGCAACUUUAAACAGCUGUUUUGAAAGUUUAUAGAAAAUAAUUCUAAAAAGUAUUUACCAUCAUUAACAAGGCAACAUUGUUCACAUACAUGGACCACGAGAACAAGCCCAAUUAGCUUACUGUGGCUGAUUAUAUGUGGAAAAUAUAGCCUUGAAGGCAGUUAUAUUUUAUAAUAUAUAGUUGUACUCUUAUGCAGGGUCUUAGUUUUUGGAAAGCAGAUGAAGAAUGCUUGCCAAUGCUGAACCUCGAUGUACAUAGAGAAAGAUAAUCUGAUGAGACCUUUGAGUGGGGUCAAUCCCUGCUGUUUUAUCAAGAUUAAAACUUGCAUUUUAUUAUGGAAA
Molecule: messenger RNA, 2259 nt
Organism: Hypanus sabinus (Atlantic stingray)
Lineage: Eukaryota; Metazoa; Chordata; Chondrichthyes; Myliobatiformes; Dasyatidae
Product: mediator of RNA polymerase II transcription subunit 30-like
Exons: 5
Coding region: 189-725 (178 amino acids)
Biological process (GO): positive regulation of DNA-templated transcription
Cellular component (GO): mediator complex
Molecular function (GO): transcription coregulator activity
Source: RefSeq, a predicted model, not a curated record